AUGAGGACUCAUGUUGUUGCUUUGGCCUUCGAUGGUGAAGAGGUUUGGCUGAAUUCUACUAGUUUUGAAUCUUUUAACACUAUGGUUUUGCAUCCAAAUCAGAAUGAGCUGAUAUAUGAUGAUCAAAAUGGAAAUAUUCUUGUAUGGGACUUGAUUGCAAACUCUCAUUUCAAGAUGGAAGAUGGAGUUAUACAUGUUUAUGCAAGUGAAAAAGAUUCCGUUGAUCUCUUUCCUAUUGCAAGCAGUGCAACAACUUUUUUCAUUGACAUGCAUCACAUUCUCAAAAUAAUCUCUGUUGGAAAUGUUCGUUCCGCAUGCUAUCAUCGAUUUAGAUUUCUUGAAGAGGUGUGGUACUUGUUAACUUGGGCAUGCCAACAAGUUCAAGAACAUUUGCAAGUUUUGCUCCACCCCAUAUUGCUAACACAAUCACAACAAAACACAACUUAG
Molecule: messenger RNA, 447 nt
Organism: Lactuca saligna
Lineage: Eukaryota; Viridiplantae; Streptophyta; Magnoliopsida; Asterales; Asteraceae
Source: the annotation of a GenBank genome assembly